AGAUGCGGGCCGUAUUCCUAGCAUUGAAAUUCCUCAGCUGAGAGGUCAACAUGUGCUAGUUGUGUCAGACAACACAGCGGUGGUCUCAUAUAUCAACCACCAGGGAGGGUUACGUUCACGCCCCCUGUUCAGGCAAGUGCAACUAAUCCUUCUCUGGGCAGAAGGAAAGUUCUUGUCAGUGAGUGCAAUGUACAUUCCGGGCAGCCGGAAUGUAGGAGCAGACAUCCUGUCGAGGCAGUGCCCGGGGGUUGGAGGCUCCAUCCACAAGUGGUGGAGUCCAUAUGGCGGAGGUUCGGACAAGCGGAAGUGGAUGUGUUUGCCUCCGAGGAGACAACACACUGCCCGCUGUGGUUUGCCCUCAUUCCUCCCGCACCAUUGGGGCUGGACGCCAUGGUGCACACGUGGCCGAGGUCACGUCUAUAUGCUUUUCCCCAAAUCGCUCUGCUCCCACAAGUUCUAGCGAGAGUUCGCCAAGACCGUCUAUAUCUGCUGCUAGUAGCACCUUAUUGGCCAGCUUGAAUAUGAUUCUUCGAGAUAAUUUCCUUGCUCAACGGUACUCUUUGGGAGAUUUCCAUCCACAGGGAUCUACUGUCUCAAGCCAGAGGGCUGAUUUAGCACCCUCGGACAGAACUAUGGAAACUAUGGGUCUGGCCCCUGAGGGGCACCAGCUCAUAGAUUCUGGUCUCACAACUGAGGUUGUAGAGACCAUGGUAAACGCUAUCCAUCCACGAGGAUGUGGAUGGAGCACCAUCCACAAGGAAAUUACUCAUUUUUACUUUGUUCGUCUGUCCAAGAUCCUAAAACAAAGGCUGGGCUGCUCCAGUCUUUCAGCUUUUCUGGACAACAAGCAAACCGGAGGACGUUCGUGGAGAAGUUUCACCCUGAAUUCCCUAUUGACACACAGGCGGUUUGCCCUUUAUGUGCAGAGCGAAAGACCGACGCAGCCUUACCACUGACCGGUAGAAAUCAUCAAAAAAACAGCCUUAAGGUAAAUUAGAAUUUUAUAAAGUCAUUGUGUAUUACUGUCUGUAUGGAAGGGAGUCAAUGAUAUAAGAAAUGUGUGUAUUACAUUGAGAGAAGUAUUACAUGGAGGCAAUUUCUUAAAAGAAGUCCAAGGAACUUUGCCUCUUCGACGGCAGAGAGAUUAGUGUUUCUUAGAUCACAGCUUCCAAACUAAGAUAUAUA
This is a messenger RNA of Ictalurus punctatus (channel catfish), 1185 nucleotides long. RefSeq lists its product as uncharacterized. Bases 282 to 956 code for a protein of 224 amino acids. The record is from RefSeq and is a predicted model, not a curated record. The transcript has 2 exons. NCBI's taxonomy places the organism in Eukaryota, Metazoa, Chordata, Actinopteri, Siluriformes, Ictaluridae.